UAUAUACGUACACCUUUAUUUACAUUAUAUAAUAAUAACAAUAUAUUAAUUCCGACAAUCUUGAUAGAAACCUAAAGAAAACAGCUACCUUCGGCCGGGCGCGUUCGAAUCUCCCUCUCUCGUUGCUAGGAGGCGGUGAGGCCCGAGGACGCCCGAGGGAUGGCAAGAUUGCAAGAUGGCAAGCAGAAACGAAGGAGUCGCGUGCUAGGGGAACGUGACGCUCGACGAUAAAAGCAUUCCAAGGAAUCCCAAGGAGGCCAGUGGUGAACUCUCAGUGCUUACCUCUCGACGCCGCGAUCCUCCCCAGGACUCUCGCUCCUGGCGCCGCUCCCGCGUCCGUCACCGUCCUCCGGGGGAUGUUGACGCGCGCCUCGCCGGUCGGGACGAUGUGAGCGUACAUACACGCGCGAGGCGAACCAGAGAGGGAGUCGAGGAAGGGGAACGGAAUUCUUCUCGGCUCCUCGACGACGCUCGAAACGUCAAACAUGCGGCGCCGAGUCCCACCCGCUCCUAGCUCGACGACGACGAGGACGUCAAAGAAGACGAACCGACGACGGCCCUGGCUCUGCCAGUGAAACCUUAUUAUAUAUAUAUAUAUAUAUGUGUGUGUAUGUAUAUAUACAUAUAUAUAUAUAUAUACACAUACACACGCGCCGUUGCCGAUGAGCGCGGAUAUAUGGCGGCGCGAGUACUCUUGCUGAGCGUCUUGAUUACGGAAGUGCUGAAGCCAGCUUGUGCCGCAGGUGUUAGGGGUAUUGGAGGGAACAUCAGUGGUAGGAACGUGUCCAAGUCAGAUGGUUUCGACGUUGGUCUGAUUAAGGGGUCUGGAUUAACACUGGAAAUUCAACCUAGCGGCCAUGUGAUACUAGGAAAAAAGGGAAUCACGCUUAAUUGCAUAGCUGGUUCGAACGAAACUGUAUCUUGGCUGCACAAUGGAUUACCAGCACCUCCAUGUGGUCUUACUCGCUGUGUUCUUCUCUCUAAUGGCUCUCUUCACUUUUACAAGAAACAAAAUUUACAAAUGCAAAAGUUCAAAGAAAAGGAAAGGAGUGGUAUUGUUAAUGCUAGAAACCAUAAUAAGGAUGAAUAUCGUUGUGUAACACGUAGCAGUUCAGGAGGUUUGAUACGGUCAGCUCCUACAUUUAUUCAAAUAGCAGAGUUUGCACAUGCAUUUAAAGAAUCUCCAGAAAAUAUUACGGUUCAAGAAGGUGAAGUUACAAGAUUGUCUUGUUUGAUAGACAGUGUUCCUUUCCCACCCAAUAUUACAUGGCAGCAUAACGAAACAUUGUUAUCUUAUCAUAAUGAAUCAAAGUAUUUUAUGGUACCACCAGGUGUUCUGUAUAUAAGUGCAACGAAACUGUCAGAUGCUGGCUCAUACAGAUGCAUAGUCACAAAUGAAUUUUUAAAGAAGACCAAAAAGAGCAGAGAAGCAAAAUUAAUAGUUAUUUCGAGAGCUGAUGGUAACAAAUCGCAUACUCCGUCAUCCUUGUUUCCACAGACUUUAUACAGUCAUCAGCUACUUAACAGAUCAAAUCUUAGUCUGGCAUGUGCUGCAUCUGGUUAUCCAUCACCACUCAUAACAUGGUCAUUUAUUCCUCGUAUUUAUAUAGGUAAUGUUACACAACCUCGCAUCCUUCUUAAUUCUACUAUUGGCAUCGCUAUACUGUCAUUGACAAAUAUAAAUGUUUCUAAUGCUGGUAUUUACUUGUGUUCUUCGAAAAAUGUUAUCACCAAUGAUUUAGAAGUACAGAAGGUAACUGUAGACAUAUUGAUACCACCGUCAUUUAUUAAAACGCCGACGAACCAAAUCUGUCCAAAUGGAAGAACAGCGAGAUUCGAGUGUCAGGCGCAAGGAUCACCCGUACCUCAAAUUUAUUGGCUAAAAGACUCGUUGAAUAUUACUAUCAAUGGUCGCAGAACGACUUACGUUAAGGAAUACAAUAAGGUAGAAUUAGCAAUAUCAGCGACAGUACCGUCUGACUCUGGCAUAUACCAAUGUGUAGCGGUAAAUUCAGCGGGUGAAAUUUGGGCCGCUGGCCGGCUUCAAGUGAAUACGUCGCGCAAUAGUCCUGCAGCACCCACUUCUCUAAAAUGUCACGCUGUUUCGCCAGUUAGAAUCUUAAUCUCGUGGGAACCACCAAAGUCUCUACCGUAUACCAGUAUUACAGCUUAUACCGUCCAUUAUAGUCCUGUAGAAGGUGGCAAGGAGGAAGUCUCUCCGCCAGAACCAGGGAAUUCUACAUCCGUAGAAGUAACAAAGCUUCUUGAACCGUUUACAAAUUAUUCAUUUUACAUACGAGUGUGGAAUAAUUAUGGUGCCAGCGAUCAAUCGGCUACCAUUCUGUGUUCCACAGCUCCAAGUGUUCCUAAAGGUGCACCAAAAAUAAAUGUGGAUAUAAUCAGUAGUACAAAGCUAAAUGUAUCAUGGGAGCCUUUGAGCAAAAAGGAAUCUCGCGGCGUCGUGGAGGAAUAUAAAUUACAAUGGAGACUCCACCAGCAUCCGUAUUCUACAAUAGUUUAUCUACCUGCCACUGUUAAAUACCACAUACUUUCGGAUAUGAUACCCGGAGCGCAAUAUGAUAUUCGAGUAUUGGCGAAAACAAAGCAAGGCUGGCCAAAUAUUAGCGAGGUACAAUUGAAUUGGAUUACUGUGACUAUGCCAUCUCCUGAAUCUAAUCAAUUUACUAUAAGGAAUGUGGAUAUUCAAGUAUUAAUUGUAAACGCUUCGAUAAUUAAGAUGAAAUGGAAAAUCAACUUCAAGCAAAAUGAUCAAAUUGAACCAAAAUUUGAUUCCUGGCAAAUUUAUUGUGAAAAUCAAGAUGGUGAAAAAGUGACUACUAUUCUUUUACCGCAAAACAGUACUGAAUAUCUGUUUACUGAUCUUGAUACAAAUGUUUCUUAUACCAUGGGUUUGUGUAUGGUGAACUUGGGUGAAGCAACAGGUUGCUUGACGAAACAUAUAGAGACUGCACAAUCCAAUCCUAAUACCAUACCAAUGGCUUUGGAGGCUAUUCCUGUCUCACCCACGUCCAUAAACGUAACGUGGACAUUGUCUGAUGUGCAUAGUAUAGAUUCAUUUGAACUUUGUUAUCAAGCAGUGCAUGUGCUAGCUUCUAACAAUUCUAAAUGUUUCAUCAUAGACGAUACAAAAGUGAACGUCGACAAAUUGAAGCCUUUUACCUUGUAUCAGUUUAAAGUAAGGGCCAUUAGACACGAUACGAAUCAAACCAGUCUUUACAGUGAAUCUAUAGAAUGUUACACAAACGAAGAUGUUCCUGGUAAGGUCGAGGAGGUACAAUGGUUCUUGGGUAACAAUACCAAGGUACGAAUCGCGUGGAAGGAGCCGAGCAUCGUCAACGGAGUCAUACAGAAUUAUUUCGUCGCGUACACCAUGGACUUGACGAUGACCUGGGGCAACGUCACCGUACCCGGUAAUAAAACAUCGACGACUCUACCGAGUUUAGCGCCGGGCAAACGGUACUUUGUCAUGGUACGAGCAGCGACGAAAGCCGGCUAUGGGAAACCGUCGGAUCCUAUCAUUAUUAUUACUGGCGGUGCUGAUAGCAAUGGAGGUGGAGUAUCGAAAGUACCCGACCCGUCCGGCAAGGAGGAUAAGCCACCGCAAAACCCCAAGCCUGAUCAGAGUCUAGGUGUGAUUCUCGGAGUCAGCAUAAGCAUCGGGUUCAUCGCGAUAUGUCUAUGCAGCAUAUACUGUCGGAGAAAGUUCGAGGAUUCUCGCUCGUUGAGAAACGGCGCUCAGCCUACGAACGGACGAGUUCUGUCGCGAACCGGAAACGGAUGUUGCACGGAGCAGUCCUCCACCUCUGUGAAUCAACAGGCGAACGCUACCGGUGCCUCGAACGAGAUCGAACUGGCUGUGCUAUGUCCAUCGUCUCCGCUCGAAACGAAUCCGCAUUCCGAUGCGAAGGGUGCACAAUCUAAUGGAGUUUUUGAAAUUUGUGCAAAGGAACCCUUAUUAUCGCCCUGGGAGAUAAAUGGAGGCUCGAAAGAUGUUCAUAUUAUGGAGAACCCUCAGUACAAAAGGAGAGACAGCUCUGUCUCGAAUAAUCAACAGGAAGAAGAGGAGGAAGAUGAUGAGGAAGACGAGGAACAAGAUUUGGAAGGCACGCAGCUCACAAUGGUCAAUUGUACUUUAGGCAGUAGUGCUAGCAGUUUAAAUAACAACUCAGGGUGUCCGGACGGGGAGACUUCAUCGUCGCCGAAAAUCCAGUGCGUGUCUAUUCCGACGCUCGGACCAAACGGCUGAGGACGUGUUAGGCGGUACACUAAAGUGUUCAAUGCUUCGCACCGGUAUCGAGGUAUACAGUAAGUAGGAAUACCUGUUUCCUCCUUCCUCUUCAUGGUCGGCACAUCAAUAUUACGAGAAAACAGAAUGGAAAAAACGAAUUCGAGUCCUCGCGAGAAGCGAAGGCGACGCGAAACGACCCGCAACAACCACCUGACGAAGUCGGACUCGCAAGGAGUAUCGUCUGAUCACGCGAUCAAUGUAAAGAAUUCGCGUUUGUGUAAAUAAGAUACAUUUAUUGCGCGCAAAGAACAAGGCAAAUGGCUGCGUGAGCAAUACCAUUUUUUUCAACAAAUGGUGGCAACACAUAAUUCUCAAAUUCAUUCAUCGCUUUGCAUGAUCACAUUCCUGAGGUUGCAGUGGUGCAUUGAUUGUGUAGAUGAUACUUAAAAGGAGGACUCGUGUGUGCAGAAUGAUUCGAAAUACUAUUUGAGGAUCGAUAGAGGAUGUAACAAGUUACGUGUUUUUGAAGCAAAAUUGACAGGUUUGCGCAAAAGUGUUUGUAAAGUUAAAUUAAAGCUAAUUAGAGGCCAACACCGCGAGAUUGACUGAGAAUUACAUUCUCUUGAUACCUUUUCUUUUAAAUAAAUAUUUGUAUUUGAAUAAUAGGGAAACAGAUAUAUAUUUAAGCUAACAACAAAAUACAAAAUUUUCGCACAAGUCUUUUCAAAAAGUGCUUAAUUUGUAAUUUUCUAUCAAUUCUCGAUACUAUUUUGAAUGAUUCUGUACGUGUGUAAGAUUAAAAUUAAAUAAGUUGUCAACGUUAAGAGAUGCGCGAACAAAAUAAAUCUGGAAUGAAAUAGUAAGUUUCCAAAUGCCUCUGUAAAUAGGAUAGAUUAAUUGUUAAUUGUGAAUAUGUUCAUAAAAAAAGAAAAAAUAUCACACUUUGAAACGCUGAUAUAUAGUAGAAAGACGUGUACGAGCGUGCAUUCCUUCGCGUUUGGGAACAUAAAGAAAAAAAUUGCUAUAAAUAAUGCCGGGCAAAGCAUGGCCUAAACUCAGUUGACGAAGUUUCGUUCUGACAACAAAGUUUCGGACUGAUGAUCGCUUAAGGCUUCUGGCUCCUCGCCGAUCACGUUAGAAUUGACGUCAGAGGCUUCUCGCCUCUGACGUCACAAUCUGACAUGGACGCAGCUAGAACCCAGGAACCUUAAAAUGAGAGAGAGAGCGCAAACAUUGAUCAUUCCAAAAUAAGUUUUCCAUUGAUAAUAUUUAAUUAUAAAUAAGAAGGAAAAAAAA
This is a messenger RNA of Nylanderia fulva, 5545 nucleotides long. RefSeq names its product protogenin B. Gene Ontology annotation, biological process: cell-cell adhesion. NCBI's taxonomy places the organism in Eukaryota, Metazoa, Arthropoda, Insecta, Hymenoptera, Formicidae. The record is from RefSeq and is a predicted model, not a curated record. Gene Ontology annotation, molecular function: protein binding.